AUGCAGUUCCCCAGCCUCACCAUGGCCCUGGACGAGGACUUCGACUUCCAGUUCCAGAUCAUUGUCAUCGGGGACGCUGCCGUGGGCAAGACGUGUGUGGUGCAGCACUUCGCUUCCGGGGUCUACAGCGAGAGGCAGCAGAGCACCAUUGGCGUGGACUUCAUCUUGCGUUCCCUGGACAUCGAUGGCAAGAAAGUGAAGAUGCAGCUGUGGGACACUGCGGGCCAGGAGCGCUACCGGGCCAUCACGCGGAGCUACUACCGCAGGGCGGACGCGGCCAUCAUCGCCUACGACAUCACGCAGCGCUCCUCCUUCGAGUCUGUUCCGGACUUGGUUGAGGAGGUGAAGAAGAACGGAGCCACCGACACGGUCAUCAUGCUGAUGGGUACCAAGUGUGACUUGUGCGAGAGGCGGCAGGUACAGUUCGAGGAAGCCUGCGCAAUGGCGGAGAAGCACGGCCUCCUGGCGGCUAUCGAGACCUCGGCCAAGGAGUCCAGGAACAUCAAUGAGGCCUUUGAGCUCAUGGCCAAGGAGCUGAUCAUCCGCAACAGCCAGUUCGCCCUGAGCAUCUUUGGCAGACCUGGGAGAGCAUUCCACCCCACGCCCAUCGUGCUGGGCUUCCAGGGUGGAAACAACAGGAGGAAGUGCUCCUGCUGA
Sorex araneus (European shrew) is the source of this 657-nucleotide messenger RNA. Its product is annotated as ras-related protein Rab-19-like. Gene Ontology annotation, molecular function: GTP binding; GTPase activity. Lineage: Eukaryota; Metazoa; Chordata; Mammalia; Eulipotyphla; Soricidae. The record is from RefSeq and is a predicted model, not a curated record. The transcript is spliced from 3 exons. The coding region runs from base 1 to 657 and encodes 218 amino acids.